AUGGAGCUGAGGAAAUACUACAUCAGCAACAUCAUCUACAUCAGCUACAUCAGCGACAUCAUCUACAUCAGCAACAUCAUCUACAUCAGCUACAUCAGCAACAUCAUCUACAUCAGCUACAUCAGCGACAUCAUCUACAUCAGCAACAUCAUCUACAUCAGCAACAUCAUCUACAUCAGCAACAUCAUCUACAUCAGCUACAUCAUGGGUGCGGAGUCAGGCGCUCGAAGCAGAGGCUACAUCAGCUACAUCAGCUGCAUCAUCUACAUCAUCUACAUCAGCUACAUCAUCUACAUCACCAUCAGCAUCAUCUACAUCAGCUACAUCUACAUCAGCUACAGCUUCAUCAGCUACAUCAUCUACUUCAUCAUCAUCUACAUAAUCAGCUCCCUCUGCUACAUCAUCUACAUCAACAUAAGCUACAUUAUCUACAUCAUCAUCAGCUACAUCAGCUACAUCAUCAUCAGCUACAUCAUCUACAUCAUCAUCAGCUACAUUAUCUACAUCAGCUACAUCAUCAUCAGCUAUAUCAGCUACAUCAUCAUCAUCUACAUAAUCUACCUUAUCUACUUCAUCAUCAGCUACAUCAUCUACAUCAUUAUCAGCUACAUCAUCAUCAACUACGUCUUCUAUAUCAUCAUCAGCUACAUCAUCUACCUUAGCUACAUCAUCAUCAGCUACAUCAUCUACAUCACUUUCAGCUACAUCAUUUACCUUAGUUACAUCAUCAUCAGCUACAUCAUCUACAUCAUCAUCAGCUACAUCAUCUACAUCAUCAUCAGCUACAUCAUCUACCUUCACUACAUCAUCAUUAGCUACAUCAGCUACAUCAUCUACCUUAACUACAUCAUCAUCAGCUACAUCAUCAUCAGCUACAUCAGCUACAUCAUCUACCUUCACUACAUCAUCAUCAGCUACAUCAUCUACAUCAUUAUCAACUACAUCAUCAUCAACAACGUCUUCUACAUCAUCAUCAGCUACAUCAUCUACAUCAGCUACAUCAUCUACCUUAGUUACAUCAUCAUCAGCUACAUCAUCUACAUCAUUAUCAGCUACAUCAUCUACCUUAGCUACAUCAUCAUCAGCUACAUCAUCUACAUCAGCAUCAGCUACAUCAUCUACCUUCACUACAUCAUCAUCAGCUACCUCUCUACAUCAUCAUCACUACAUCAUCAUCAGCUACCUCACUACAUCAUCAUCAGCUACUUUAUCUACAUCAGCUACAUCAUCAUCAGCUACAUCAGCUACAUCAUCAUCAUCUACAUAAUCUACCUUAUCUACUUCAUCAUCAGCUACAUCAUCUACAUCAUUAUCAGCUACAUCAUCAUCAACUACGUCUUCUAUAUCAUCAUCAGCUACAUCAUCUACAUCAGCUACAUCAUUUACCUUAGUUACAUCAUCAUCAGCUACAUCAUCAUCAGCUACAUCAUCUACAUCAUCAUCAGCUACAUCAUCUACCUUCACUACAUCAUCAUCAGCUACCUCACUACAUCAUCACUACCUCACUACAUCAUCAUCAGCUACAUCAUCAUCAGCUACAUCAGCUACAUCAUCUACCUUCACUACAUCAUCAUCAGCUACAUCAUCUACAUCAUUAUCAACUACAUCAUCAUCAACUACGUCUUCUACAUCAUCAUCAGCUACAUCAUCUACAUCAGCUACAUCAUCUACCUUAGUUACAUCAUCAUCAGCUACAUCAUCUACAUCAUUAUCAGCUACAUCAUCUACCUUAGCUACAUCAUCAUCAGCUACAUCAUCUACAUCAGCAUCAGUUACAUCAUCUACCUUCACUACAUCAUCAUCAACUACCUACCUCACUACAUCAUUAUCAGCUACAUCAUCUACCUUAGCUACAUCAUCAUCAGCUACAUCAUCUACAUCAUCAUCAGCUACAUCAUCUACAUCAUCAGCUACAUCAUCUACAUCAUUAUCAGCUACCUCACUACAUCAUCAUCAGCUACAUCAUCUACAUCAUUAUCAGCUACAUCAUCUACCUUAACUACAUCAUCAUCAGCUACCUCACUACAUCAUCAUCAGCUACCUCACUACAUCAUCAUCAGCUACAUCAUCUACAUCAUUAUCAGCUACAUCAUCUACCUUCACUACAUCAUCAUCAGCUACAUCAUCUACAUCCUUAUCAGUUACAUCAUCUACCUUCACUACAUCAUCAUCAGCUACAUCAGCUACAUCAUCUACAUGCAAAGAUGGAAAAAGCCAUGGGUGUCACUGUCAUCUGCUCUUAAAUGA
This is a messenger RNA of Oncorhynchus mykiss (rainbow trout), 2247 nucleotides long. The record is from RefSeq and is a predicted model, not a curated record. NCBI's taxonomy places the organism in Eukaryota, Metazoa, Chordata, Actinopteri, Salmoniformes, Salmonidae.